Molecule: messenger RNA, 378 nt
Organism: Phytophthora sojae
Lineage: Eukaryota; Oomycota; Peronosporomycetes; Peronosporales; Peronosporaceae
Exons: 1
Coding region: 1-378 (125 amino acids)
Source: RefSeq, a predicted model, not a curated record
AUGGCCAAGAGUCUGCGCUCCAAGAUCAAGCGAAAGUUCCGCACGGAGCUGCGCAAGCGCAUCGGCGUGCCGCACCAGGCCGUGCAGGAGGCCAAGAUCCAGGAGAACCUCAAGAAGGCCAUCGCCGCGCAGGGCACGGGCAAGUCGGUAGCCAGUCUCAAGAAGCUCAUGGGCGCCUCGGUGCCCGUGGCCAGCAGCGAGAUCACGGGCGUGGUCAAGGAGCAGACGCCCGCCGAGGCCGAGGCCGCGCUGCUGAACCAGGAGGCCGACGCCAACAUGGCCGACGCCGCCAAGAAGGCCAAGAAGGACAAGAAGAAGCCCAAGAAGCGGAAGUCCAAGUUCGUGCACUUCCACCAGCUGCGCAAGAAGGGCGUGUAA